Messenger RNA from Parasteatoda tepidariorum (common house spider), 1790 nucleotides. Its product is annotated as diuretic hormone receptor. Lineage: Eukaryota; Metazoa; Arthropoda; Arachnida; Araneae; Theridiidae. Gene Ontology annotation, cellular component: plasma membrane. Gene Ontology annotation, molecular function: G protein-coupled peptide receptor activity; peptide hormone binding; diuretic hormone receptor activity. The record is from RefSeq and is a predicted model, not a curated record. Gene Ontology annotation, biological process: cell surface receptor signaling pathway; adenylate cyclase-modulating G protein-coupled receptor signaling pathway.
AUCUAUGAGAACGCGCAAAAUAAGCGCUCAUUGAGUUUGUUUUCUCCAACAGUUCGUUCCUGUUUUUCCCUUGUAAUUAUUACUUAAAGAUCACUCAUUUCUUGCUGGAGAGAUUUAAAGAGUUGGAGGAAAAAGAAGAAUUCUGAUUCAUAUACUUUGAUGACAUUUGCAGAAAUGAUACCAAUAUACUCGUAGUCUGAUUGGUUUAUAAAUAAACACUGAAAAUACUGCUUACUUAACGAGUUAUUUUGACAUUCCUGGUUCUUACAAUGGCUGGGAUGAGUGACAAAUAACGACCAAUGGAGACGGAAGUUUCCGAUACUGAAAAUUUGACGACUGUUUAUGCACAAACAAAUGAAUAUUUACUUGCGCAUUUAUAUUGCAAUUUAUCGGUAGCUACUGGUCUUGAAAUUUACAACGGGAGUCAAAACUUCUGCAAUGAAUCAUGGGAUGGCGUAUCAUGUUGGCCAAUCACAUUGGCUGGAAACACGGCAAAUGUCCCCUGUUUCUCGGAGUUAAAUGGUGUCAAAUAUGAUAUUAAUGGAAAUGCAAGUAGAGAAUGUUUGUUGAAUGCCAGCUGGUCGAGUUGGUCUAAUUACCGAUCAUGUGUUCCGCUAAAAAUACCAGAGGAUGAAUAUCUGCAGGUUUUAUGGGAUAUGAAAGAUGCUGUCACAGUGUAUUAUGUAGGUUACGGAAUUUCUCUUAUAGCACUCACUUUAGCUCUGGGAAUAUUCAUAUGUUUCAAAGAUUUAAGGUGUUUGAGAAAUACUAUUCAUGCCAAUCUCAUGUUCACGUACUUGCUCCUGGAUAUAACUUGGAUUUUAACUGCAAAACUUCAGUCAAGUCAAAACUAUGUUUCAAGCAGGGUUGCUUGCUUUUUGACCAUUUUUCUAACAUAUCUUAUGGGGACCAACUUCUUCUGGAUGUUUGUCGAAGGCCUAUACCUCUUCAUAUUAGUUGUCAAAACAUUUACUGUGGAUAACAUUAAAAUUUAUGUUUAUGUUCUCAUUGGAUGGGUUUUUCCAGCUUUGAUAGCAGCAACGUGGGCCAUUGUAAAAGGCCACUUUGGACAUACUAUUGAUUCACUUGCACCCCAAGGCUGUCCAUGGCAGACAAGAGAUUAUUAUGAUUACAUAUUUAUCAGUCCGGUCCUUCUCGUUUUAUUAAUUAAUACCAUUUUCCUUAUCAAAAUCAUGUGGGUUCUCAUAACAAAGUUACGAGCAACAAACACCAUUGAAUCUGAGCAAUACAGGAAAGCAGCCAAAGCUUUAUUAGUCUUGAUCCCACUUUUAGGAGUAACUUACAUUUUAGUCAUUGCCACUCCUAACCACAGGACAGGAGAAGUUAUCUUUACUUUCAUUCAGGCUACUCUUCUCUCGAUUCAGGGUUUUAUAGUGGCAGUACUUUAUUGCUUCCUGAACGGAGAGGUUCAAAAUUCUGUAAGACAUCGUUUGGAACGCUGGAAAAUACGAAGAGCAGUGCAAUAUGGGCAACACCAUUCCUUGAAUUGCCGAUCUUCACCACACGAUGAGAAAUUCUACCAAGGUCGGAAUGUACGUGACAGUUGCAUCAGUUUCGCUACUUCCACUUCUUUCAUCAAUUUCCAGUCAAUUACAAGUCGUUCACCGUCUAUUCCAGCUAUCAACAAACUUGAAAACUGUUCAUCUCACCCAGAAACAAUUUGCGUCAAAGAUGAUAUUGUGUGAAUCAGAAUUUUCGACAUUGGCAUUGUAUAUUUUAUCAUUUUAUGUUGGUUAUUAUUGAAUAAAACCAAGAUCUUUUUUCGUGUA